Molecule: messenger RNA, 5172 nt
Organism: Peromyscus californicus insignis
Lineage: Eukaryota; Metazoa; Chordata; Mammalia; Rodentia; Cricetidae
Gene: Ggcx
Product: gamma-glutamyl carboxylase
Exons: 12
Coding region: 680-2506 (608 amino acids)
Biological process (GO): peptidyl-glutamic acid carboxylation
Molecular function (GO): gamma-glutamyl carboxylase activity; vitamin binding
Source: RefSeq, a predicted model, not a curated record
GGAAAUAAUAGGGAUAAGGAUGCUUACUGGAGGGGGUGGGCAGUGAAGUCCUAGAAAUUGUCCAAUAGGCACAACUUUUAUUGGUGUUUUGAUCUUUUGGGAGCGGGGAUUUGAGGUGGGAUUUGUAUUGCUGUAUGUCAGGCUGGUCUGGAACGCACUAUGUAGUCUAGGCUGGCCUUGAACUUCUGGUCUCCUGUCCUAGCCUGAGGGCUGGAAUUACAAGUGUGAGCCACCGUGCCGGCUCACAGACACAUUUUUAACCAAGUUUUGCAAAGUGUGGUCUGCGAUCACACUCUGACUUGCAUGGAUUCGGGAGAGCCUGUUCUCCCCUUCCGUGUGGGUUCUGGGGAUCCAGCUGAGGUAGGCUCGAUGGUGAGGGCCCUUAUUUGCUUGGUUCUAUUGCUUGCCUGGCUUGGAUGGAUUUGGGGAGGGGAAGGACCAGCAAAUGGGGUGAUUGGAGUGACCUAGGAAAAUGGCUCCACCCCACUCCUUCACUUUUUCCCUAUCUCUCCAGGUACCUUGAUAUAUCCACUCCUGUAUCCCUCUUAGAAGAAGAGAAGACUAAAGCCAGAUAUAGCUGUUUUCAGAUACUCCAGGGCUGCAGACUUUACUUUCUGUGUGUGAGCCAGCCCAGAGAGGCAGAGUGAUAGCCAAACGUAGACGUUGCUGUGAGGUGGAAAUGAUAGCAGAUACCAAGAGGAGAGGGCCGCCAGGGUUGCCCAGCAGUGCUGUCCUAGGACAAAGUAACCCACUCCGUCUCUGGCCUAGGUCUGUGGAUGGCCUGCUGAAUGCCCAAAAGAAAAAUGCCCACGUUCCCCUUUGGAACUACACGGUCCUAAGAGGCCAGAUCUUCAUUGUGUAUUUCAUUGCGGGUGUGAAAAAGCUGGAUGCAGACUGGGUUGAGGGCUACUCCAUGGAACACUUGUCCCGGCAUUGGCUCUUUAGUCCCUUCAAGCUGGUGUUGUCCGAGGAGCUAACAAGCCUGCUGGUGGUGCACUGGUGCGGCCUUCUCCUUGACCUCUCAGCUGGCUUCCUGCUCUUUUUUGAUGCCUCGAGAUCCAUUGGCCUCUUCUUCGUGUCCUACUUCCACUGCAUGAAUUCUCAGCUCUUCAGCAUAGGUAUGUUUCCCUAUGUCAUGCUGGCCAGCAGCCCCCUCUUCUGCUCAACCGAAUGGCCUCGGAAGCUGGUAGCUCGAUGCCCCAAAAGGCUGCAAAAGCUGCUGCCCACCAAAGAUGCUCCUCGGCCUAGUGCUUCCUGUGUGUAUAAGAGAGCCCGUGCCAGAGCUGGUCCAAAGGUGGGGCUGCGCCACCAGCUGGGAGCUGUCUUCACCCUGCUCUACCUUCUGGAGCAGCUCUUCCUGCCAUAUUCCCAUUUCCUCACCCAGGGUUACAACAACUGGACAAAUGGGCUGUACGGCUAUUCCUGGGACAUGAUGGUACACUCGCGCUCCCACCAGCAUGUAAAGAUCACCUACCGUGAUGGCCUCACUGGCGAGCUUGGCUACCUUAACCCUGGGGUAUUCACACAGAGCCGGCGAUGGAAGGAUCAUGCAGACAUGCUGAAGCAAUAUGCCACUUGCCUGAGCCUCCUGCUUCCCAAGUACAAUGUCACUGAGCCCCAGAUCUACUUUGAUAUUUGGGUCUCCAUCAAUGACCGCUUCCAGCAGAGGCUUUUUGACCCUCGUGUGGACAUCGUGCAGGCUGUCUGGUCCCCCUUCCAGCGCACACCUUGGGUGCAGCCACUCUUGAUGGACUUGUCUCCCUGGAGGACCAAGUUACAGGACAUUAAGAGCAGUCUGGACAACCACACUGAGGUGGUCUUCAUUGCAGAUUUCCCUGGUCUUCACCUGGAGAAUUUUGUGAGUGAAGACCUGGGCAACACUAGCAUCCAGCUCCUGCAGGGAGAGGUCACUGUGGAACUGGUAGCAGAACAGAAAAACCAGACUCUUCAGGAGGGAGACAAAAUGCAGUUGCCUGCUGGAGAGUACCACAAAGUCUAUACUGUAUCGUCCAGUCCUUCCUGCUACAUGUACGUCUAUGUCAACACUACAGAGGUCGCCCUGGAGCAAGACCUGGCAUAUCUGCAAGAAUUAAAGGAGAAGGUGGAGAACGGAAGUGAAACGGGGCCUCUGCCUCCAGAACUUCAGCCUCUUUUGGAAGGGGAAGUAAAAGGGGGCCCUGAGCCAACACCUUUGGUCCAGACCUUUCUAAGACGACAGCGGAAACUCCAAGAAAUUGAACGCCGGCGAAAUAGCCCUUUGCAUGAGCGACUCCUGCGCUUCUUGCUGCGAAAGCUGUAUGUCUUCCGACGCAGCUUCCUGAUGACUCGAAUUUCACUCCGAAAUCUGCUCUUAGGCCGACCUUCCCUAGAGCAGCUAGCCCAAGAGGUGACAUACGCAAACCUGCGACCGUUUGAACCAGUUGAUGAGUCGAGUGCUUCCAACCCCGACUCUUCAAACCCGAACCCUUCAGAGCCAGAUGCUGAGCAUGUUCACUCUGAGUUGUGAGGAAGUCCAGAUGUUCUGUGGAGGUGUGGGGACAGCCUGGUACAGGUUGCUGCCUAUGCAAAGGAUAUUUACUGGAGAAAUAUCAUCUAUUUUGAGACAGGCUUUUACAGUACAGCCCAGGCUGGCCUCAAACUCAUGGUAGUUCCUCUGCUUCAGCCUCUGAGUGGUUACAUGUACAUCACCAAACCUAGUUUUUUCCUUUUACAUUACCCCUCUUAUAAGUUAAGAUGAUAGCUUAUAGAAUCCAAGGCAACAGAGAAGAAUUUGAAGAACUGAAGGCUCUUUUUAGAAGCAAUAUGAACUAUCCUCUUACAGUAAAGGGGUUUUUUUUUGUUUGUUUUUUCCUUUUUUCCCCUCAAGACAGGGUUUCUCUGUGUAGCCCUGGCUGUCUCGGAACUGUCUGUAGACCAGGCUGAGCUUGAACUCAGAAAUUCACCUGCCUUUGCCUCCCAAGUGUUGGGAUUUAAGGUAUGCACCACCACCGCCUGGUUUAUAAAAGUCAUUUUUAAGCUGGUUCUUUAGGAAAAGGAAUGUACCACAAUGAAAAUAGCUGAACCCAUGUGUUUGCUAUGUGCCUGGUACUGUUUGAAGCAGUGUACCUGAAUUAUCAUACUCAGUACUUUAAGAAGCAUUGGUCUUAAAUGCUUAAAUUUUACCUUUGGAGAAAGGAAAGCAAGUAAAAUUUACCCAAAGGCAUCCAGGAGUGGGUUGACAAUUUGAACUGAAAUCUGUUGGACUUAAGGUCUCAUGUGCUGCUCUUUAAUGCUUUUCAGAACCACUGACAGUAAAGUUGAAGCAGUAUAGCUUAAAACUUGUGUUAAUCUAAUUGAUUAGGAUGGUCAGGUACUAAAUGCAAAGUAAUUCUUUAUUUUCAAUUCCUUUUUAUAGCAAGUUUUUCAGUAGCAGUGGUAUCAGAGUAGCACUACUAAAUAGGGAAGCCAGAUGGCUUGCUUUAGUAUAAAUCAGCUUAGUGAAUGCAGCUCUCUAAGCCAUGACUGAGUCAUAAGCCUUGAGGUUUUCCUUUUCCUUGGUGUCAAGCCCCAUCACAUCUUCUAUUCAUCCUAUUUUUAUUUCUACUAUCGGCCUAUUCCUUUACCCUUUAUACUGCAGUCUAUUUAAGGAUAGACCAAGGCAGGGCCACCAUCUUUUUUUGCACAGGUUGGGCCCAAGUAUGGAGACCAAAAGUCCCUCUUAAUGCAUACAAAACAUUGUAUAUAGGCUACUGAUGGCCAUGCAGAGAGCUCUGAUCAUUUUCUCAAACAGGAAACCACCACCAGUUUGCAUUCUUCUUCGUGAUCUUUUCUUACGUAACACCAUGAAUACACCUUGGCACUAUGUCCUUUCCAAGUUCAGCUACUUCCUUGUUCCCUUAACCUGUCACCUUUGACUAGCAAGAAAAGCGUUUUUGUUCGGGAGGGGUGUCUUUCAAACUUGUGCUGAGAAAUGAACCCAGGUUUCAUGCAAAGUACUUAGUUUGUAGAAAGAUGCUGCUUCCGUGCUCAUUUACUACCUUUUUCCCCAAGAAAAAUGUUGGGUGAAUUAAGUAGAGAUGGGGGCAUUACUAAUAAUUUAAGUUGCUUGGGGCUAGAGAUGGAGCUCAGUUGAUAGAGGGUUAGUUUGCCAUGCAUGUUUGAUCUCAGCACUGUGUAAGUGAAGCUCUAUGAUACGUAUCUGUGACCUCAGUAUAGAGGCAGGAAGAUCAGUUCAAAGCCAGCAUGGGGAGAGGCGAAACUAUCUGGUUGAAGUUUAUUAGCAUUGCCAGAGAAACUAGGCUCUCCAACUACAAUUGUUCUGGCAAUGGAUCGUUGAUGUCUUUUUAAAAGCCAAGGGGCCUACCAUUAUACAUGUAGCAAAAUUUAAAAAUGCAAAUUUCCUUUCAAUGUUAAGAAUUUGUACCCCAUGUUACUAUCUCUAGUGUAUACUUUAUGCUUGUCCUUAGCCCUGAACCCGCUUCCAAGGUUUUACUUUUUCUUCUGUUUUCCCUGGUCUAGCUAGUGUUCAUGUACCUAGUAUUUUUAGGACAUACUCUGCCCUAAGUCACUGUUAUAGUCUGAGGGCCAGAGAUCUUGUAAGCACAUCUAUGCAGUUCAGCAAUUCUGAGAUGGCCUCACUUAGACCAGGCUAUCCCCAAAGAUAAAUUCUGUAGCAGAGGAUAAUCUUGAACUCUGAAUCAGCUGGUAUUGCAGUUAUUACCAUGUUUGGACUUUUGGAGACAAGGUCUUAUUAUGUAGCCCUAGCUGUCCUGAACGAUGUAUACCAGAGGCUAGCUUCAAACUCAAAAAAAUCUGGCUAUCUCCGUUUCCCAGCAUUUGGGACCACAGGCAUGUGCCACUACAGCCAACUGAGCAAUUUAAAAAUUCUCCAUAGCUGUUCUUGCUACUAAGCAACCUUCAUUUAUCUCAUUCCUGUCCUUAGCCAACAAGGUUAUUCACAAUGGAAUGGCAUCUAAAGACUUGAGAUGGAGAAUUGCUAAAUAACCCAAGUUUGCGGUCUCUGGAAUGCUGGGAUUCCAAGUAUGAGCCACAGAGGGUUUGGUUUCUAGGCUCCUUGAAAUCACUAAACCUUUACCAGACCAUACAGUGGGUUUUGUUUGCCAUAAAUUAAAGCUGUACUUUUGGGAAAUUUGUUCAAUUAUUUUAAUAAACUUUAAAGUCUCUUAAAAUGUU